AAAAAUAGGUAGCCUAUCAGGAGUAUAGUAUUGAUAGUAUUGCUUUAACUGUUUGAUCAAGUGAAUACAUCCUAUUAAUUUAAUAACUCUAGUGUUACAGAACAAAAGAAAAUGAGAGAGCAAGUAGGUCACUGUGACAUCUGUUCAAGAACAUUUUCAUCUUUUGAAAGAUUACGAACACAUUGGAAUAAAAAGCACACAGAAGUGCAAGCUAUAAGCUGUUGUUUUUGUGAUUUUAUAGUUGCAGCGGAGCCGUUGUUUGCUAAACAUAAAAAAGAAUUUCAUCCAAAGGAUAGGAUGGCGUGUGAGUUUUGUGCUUAUACCACCGGAAAAUGGAGUAAGCUGAAAAAACAUCACACCAAAGUUCAUGUGGCUUUCUAUAAAGAAAACAUUGCUGCUGAAUUACUAAAGAAAAACUUCAAAAAGAAAACAGUGUUAUCUUCUUGUAAAUUCUCAACAAAUUACAGAUUAACUUCUUCAAAUUGUGGAAAUGUUGAAUUCAGAUGCUCAAUACUGGAGGAGAAAAAAAAUUUAUUAUCAACUAAUGAAAAGACAGCUGAGUUGUACCCCACUAUAUUCAAACCGUGUGAAAAAUUGCAGAUAAAUCAUAAAAAUCAAACAACUGGACCUCAAAAGUUACAGUUAUAUGAAUGUGCCCUGGAGAAUUGUAAAACUUGUCAACUAUACCAUAAUGGUAAACAGAGAGGCAGCGAGCCUCCAGCAGAGAAUUUUGUGUGUGACAUUUGCCAAAAAAGUUUUAAAACCUUAUCUCAUUUGGCUUCUCAUAAAAUUGUGCACACUCCAUUGAAAUGUUUCUUUAGCUCACCUGUUGUCCCAUCAACUGAUGCAUACACCUUUGAAGCUUUACAUAAGUAG
Molecule: messenger RNA, 876 nt
Organism: Physella acuta
Lineage: Eukaryota; Metazoa; Mollusca; Gastropoda; Physidae
Product: zinc finger protein 675-like
Source: RefSeq, a predicted model, not a curated record